Ramularia collo-cygni is the source of this 1740-nucleotide messenger RNA. Its product is annotated as related to lysyl-tRNA synthetase (lysine--tRNA ligase). NCBI's taxonomy places the organism in Eukaryota, Fungi, Ascomycota, Dothideomycetes, Mycosphaerellales, Mycosphaerellaceae. Gene Ontology annotation, molecular function: tRNA binding; lysine-tRNA ligase activity; ATP binding. Gene Ontology annotation, biological process: mitochondrial lysyl-tRNA aminoacylation. Gene Ontology annotation, cellular component: cytoplasm; mitochondrion. The transcript is spliced from 2 exons. The record is from RefSeq and is a predicted model, not a curated record. Bases 1 to 1740 code for a protein of 579 amino acids.
AUGUCUAAUGCAAUUUUCACUCGCCGUCUGCGUCCGCAUCUCUUCACCAGCUUCAAACGCACCUCAUGUUCGCCCACGACUGCAUCUGCCACGCGAGCUUUUGCAUCGCACUCAUCACUUCACGUAGAGCGGAAGAGUAGAGACGUGACCCAUGACUAUGAGAAGAGAGUAGCCCAKCUAGAAGUCAACAAACCCUUGUCGGAGUGCUACCCCAGACUGUCUGAUGGUGACCAUUCCGAGCUGCACUCCAAGUCUGGCGCAGGUCUACGGCCUGGAGAGACGGACAAACUGCACAUAUAUACAAUCAUGGGCAGGGUUCGCUCUGUCCGAACCGCUGGGUCGAAGCUUGUCUUUCUUGAUUUGCAGCACACUGGUCCAGACACUGCGCAUUGCAAUGACAGCACAUCAGAUAACCGUUUUCAGCACACUAAGACGACUCAGAUUGUGUGUCAAUUCGGCAAAAUAUUGGACGACGAUGACAGCGUGAGCCUCGAGGAAUUCAAAGCUUUCAGCAAGAUUGCUCGCAAAGGUGACUCGUACUCAGUUAAAGGAUAUGCUCACGUCACCGAGCGCGGUCAGUUCUCCGUUCUAGCCAAGGAGAUUCCGACAUUGUUAUCACCAUCCCUACAUCAGAUCCCAGACGUGCUGGAAGAUCCAGAGGUUCGAGCGCGCUCACGCCACGUCGACAUGCUGGUCAACCCAGAGACCAUCCUUGCGCUUGAAAGUCGGCACCAUGUCGAAGCAGUUUUGCACGACUUCUUUCAAGAACGACAGUUCAUCAAAGUCACCACUCCAAUCUUGAGUGCCAGCGCGGGCGGUGCAGCGGCUCGUCCCUUCACGACCGAAGCUACAGAGCUUGCGGGGCAAGWUAUUUGUCUUCGCAUUGCGCCUGAACUUUGGCUCAAGAGACUAGCUGUUGGUGGACUGGAGCGCGUCUACGAGAUCGGACCUGCCUUUCGCAAUGAAGGUGUGGACCUGACCCACAACCCGGAGUUCACCAUCUGUGAGUUCUAUCGAGCGUGGGCCACACUCGAGGACCUCAUGUCCGAAACUCAGAAACUGUUUUGCGACUUUGCCCGCAGGUUCAGUGACUGGCGAGCGCACAAUGAGCGCGUCCCGGCACCAAAGCAGAGUCUAGAAGGGACGUUUGACAGGAUUGAAUUUCUCCCAGGCCUGGAGAAAGCUCUCAACCAAAGGCUGCCGGAUCUACAAUCCGCGGAAGCUCUCGAACUUGUACUAGCCAUUUUCCAGGAGAAAAAUCUCGCCGUCCCAAGCAACCCCACGUUAUCUCGUCUGUUGGACGCCCUGUCUGCACAUUAUCUCGAACCGCAAUCGAAUGAUUCGCCAACCUUUAUAAUCCACCAUCCAGCCUGCAUGUCUCCACUCUCAAAGCACUUCCUCUGCCCGCGGACGUCUCAAGUAGUCGCAGCUCGGGCUGAGCUCUUUAUCGAUGGCAGAGAAUAUGCGAAUAUGUACGAGGAAGAGAACUCUCCGUUCGAGCAGCGCAGGAAAUUCUUGGGGCAAGUGAAAGACCGGGACGGRGGAGACCAGGAGGCCAUGCCCCUUGAUGAGAACUACUUGAGGACUCUUGAGUGGGGUCUACCUCCAACGGGCGGAUGGGGUUGUGGAGUUGACAGGAUUGUCAUGCUCAUGUCGGGUAGGGAGAGGAUGGGCGACGUUUUGAGUUUCGGCAGUCUAAGAAACGUGGUUGGUCUGCAUGCCGGUGACUCGAGGAGGUAG